Messenger RNA from Diospyros lotus (date-plum), 2341 nucleotides. RefSeq names its product serine/threonine-protein phosphatase 7 long form homolog. The record is from RefSeq and is a predicted model, not a curated record. Gene Ontology annotation, biological process: meristem development; meristem maintenance. The transcript is spliced from 4 exons. Bases 100 to 2118 code for a protein of 672 amino acids. NCBI's taxonomy places the organism in Eukaryota, Viridiplantae, Streptophyta, Magnoliopsida, Ericales, Ebenaceae.
AUUUCUCAGUCACCGCCUUCUCUCUCUUUCUCUCUCCCCUUGCUUUUAGUCUCUCUCUCUCUCUCUCCACAGUUCCAGCGGUUUCAGGACACACACUCAAUGUCUGGAGAGGAGGAGCGUUCAUCGCUGCCGGAGCGGAGUUCUGGUGGAGUGGAAGAGAGUGGAAACCGAGUGGCGGCGUUCAACCCCGAUUCCAGUUGCGUACCUUCCAGUCCCAGAGUGAUGGAUGCAAUUGGAAGCAUGCAUGGUCCUGGCCCUAUAGACAAGCAAGUUUUGCAUCUACAAGACCAACAUCGUUCUGUUGAGAUAUGGGAUGGAUACGAUCCAGGACCCUUGACUUGUAGACAUAGACAGUCCACGGCUUUGAGACGGUGGGCCCCCCAUCCACGCAUGUUUCCAUACAUGUCACGUGCUGGAUUCUACCAUGUAUAUCGACUAGGGUUUGGGUUCAAAAUAGAUUGGCCAUUAAUGACUGCCCUUGUUGAGCGCUGGCGACAAGAAACUCACACUUUUCAUUUGUCUAUAGGCGAGACUACAGUGACCCUACAGGAUGUUGCUGUACUCAUGGGGCUUAGGAUUGAUGGGCCACCUGUGACGGGUGCUAGCAUUAGUAAUUGGGCACCCUUGUGUGAGCAAUAUUUAGGAGCUAGACCAUCUAAGGAGCACUUGCGAGGGUCGUCCCUUAAAUUGACAUGGCUACGAAAACAUUUCAUGGUUUUGCCAGAUGAUGCAACUGAUGAGGUUGUAGAGAGAUACACCCGAGCAUAUAUAUUAUUUCUCAUAGGAGGACAAUUAUGUCCUGACAAGUCGGCGUCCUCGGUGCAGUUAUUAUAUCUUCCAUUGUUGGUAGAUUUUGACUAUUGCGGAACACUUAGUUGGGGAGGAGCAGUGCUUGCAACCUUGUAUAGAGCCCUUUGUCGUGCAUGUCAGCGUGGUGUACAUGAGAUUUGUGGUCCCCUGUUACUACUACAAUUAUGGUCUUGGGAGAGACUGCAUGUUGGCCGGCCUACCAGACUUCACUUGCCAGAGGUGGAACUAGAUAAUGACGGAGCACCUGUUGAUCCACUAGGCCGUAGAUGGAGGGUUCGAUUUUCCAACCAGAAGAACCCGGUCCCGCAUAUUCUUCAAAUUUAUCGUGAAAAGUUGGAUCAGCAAACUGAGGACCAGGUUAUUUGGCAGCCAUACACACCUAAUGUUCUUGCUGAGUUACCGGCUAUUUGUCUCGAUGGGCAGCACAUUUGGCGUGCGGAGGUGCCGCUCAUUUGUUUUGACAUUAUCGAGUGGUAUUUCCCUAGACGUGUUAUGAGACAGUUUGGAUUGGUGCAACUUAUACCUCCUGGUGUUGACACUGAAUUAGCGUUGCACAAACAAGAUAGGCGGGGUAAGCGCACUUUGGAUUGGGUGGCUCGUCACGCACGUUAUGUCGAGCUAUGGCAAAGGCGUCAUGAAUCUGUGGUUGUUGGACAACCAUGGGAUACACAUCUUCAUCAUCAUGGCGAUUAUAUGACUUGGUUUCGACGGAUUACUCGUCGAAUUAUAUCUCGAGGGAUGCAAUUUCAGUCAUCGGGUGAUAUUAGAAAUACUUUGCAACACGUUGUUUGGAUCUGUGAGAGGGGAUCUUUUGCACUGGGAUCUUGGGGUACAGAGGGUGGACGAGAAGCUCUUGCAAAUUUGGUGUCGACUGCAAAUCAAUGGCAGCAAAUGCUCCGGGAUUUGCUUCCACCUAAUGAUCCCAGUGAGCAACCACUUCAGCACCGACUGGUGGAGGAAGCGGGUCCUAGUCGGCCAAAGAGGAAGACGAGGGCCCCGUGCAAUCUACAGCGACCUAACAUUGUCAGUCCACAACCACUCCAGCACCAAGCGGGGAAGGAAGCAGGUCCAAGCCGCUCAAAGAAGAAAAAAAAGCCCUCAGACAAUCUAGAACCGUCUAAUGAUGUCAUUCAGCAACCACCAGUAGCGGAAGCGGCUUCCAACCCCCCAGGGAGAAGGAAGAAGCCCGAAAGCAAUGUGCAACAACCUCAUGGUGUUUCUCAGCAACCACUUAAGUCCCCACCACCCAAGGAGGAAGUAGCAGGGCCUAGUCGCCAAAACAGGAAGAAGAAGCCCCGAAACAAUUGAUUUUGGUUUCCUAUAAUUUGAUAAUGUAAAUGCUAUUUUGCUUGUGCUUGGAUGCUGUUGCUUGGUGUGUGUAAGUUUCUCAGUUUUAACUGAACUUCACCUUGAAGACUUUCUUGCAUUCAAGCUUUUAGAUAUUAAAUGCACCCUCAAUCUAUGGGGUUGUGUCUAAUCCAAUGCUUGGGAUCUGAAAAUUUUAUUGCUAGCUCGUUCCUUUUGUAAAUUA